UCUUCCUCACAUCUUCACGCCGCUUGUCUCCAAGUUGUCUUGGACUCGUCGACGAUGCACACAUAUACACAUAUCUAUAUAUAUUAUUUCUUCAUAGCCGAACUAGAAAACUCCAGAGAGAGAUAUUCAUUGUCAAACAAAAUUAAAAAAACUGAAAACUUGUUUCUCAAUUCUCUCGUCUGAUCCUUUUUCUUACAAUAUGUCGAUAUAAAUAAUACACAUCCUCUCGCCUGCUGAGUAAGCCAAUUCAAUCCAAAAGCUUUCGUCUUUCCUCAGCCCCGUCCUCUGUUCAUAUUAAAAGGCUGAGUUUGUGUCUUUCUUGGAAGCUAUAGAAAAAGCCUCUAUGGGAGAAGCGCCAGCUUUCUUUGUUGAUCAUCUAGAGAAUGGACAACAACACACUAAUGGCUUUGGUGUUAAAACCGAACCUGAACACAGAGAUACAUCUGUCCAAAUUGGAGAUCGAUCCUAUGUGAUUGGUGGGAAUCAUGAAGGGAACCCAUUGUUCCUUGGAGUUCAGAUUCAUGACAAAAACACUAACAAGUGGUCUACUCCUACUGUUCUUGGAACAGGACCUAAACCCUGCAAGGCUUACUCUGCCAUUGUUCUUAAACAAGGCCGGAUCUUGGUUAUUAAGAAAGGCUCAGCAUCUGAUGACUCUAUAUGGUUCCUCGAGGUUGAUAGUCCUUUUGUCCGGGAACAAAGGAAACUCUUGGGAAAAGAAGUUGUUGCUUGGAGUAAAGGAGUGAGAGGCAAUGCAGAGAAGCCUAUUGUCAUUAGCGGUCCAUCUGGAGUUGGUAAAGGAACGUUGAUAGCUAUGCUUAUGAAGGAGUUCCCUUCAAUGUUUGGGUUCUCUGUGAGCCACACAACUCGUUCUCCGAGGUGUAUGGAGGAGAACGGUGUUCAUUACCAUUUCACUGAUAAAACUGUGAUGGAGAAAGAGAUUAAUGACGGGAAGUUUCUUGAGUAUGCUUCUGUUCAUGGUAAUCUUUAUGGAACCAGCAUUGAGUCUGUUGAGGUUGUAACAGAUUCAGGAAAGAGAUGCAUACUUGACAUUGAUGUUCAGGGAGCGAGGUCUGUGAAGGCUAGUUCUCUUGAUGCGGUAUUCAUAUUCGUAUGUCCUCCUUCAAUGAAGGAGCUUGAAGAUCGGCUCCGUGCUCGAGGAACCGAGACAGAGGAGCAGAUUCAAAAGAGGCUUAGAAACGCUGAAGCAGAGAUCAAAGCUGGGGAAUCCUCAGGCAUUUUUGAACAUAUACUGUAUAAUGACAACCUCGAGGAAUGCUACAAGAACCUUAAGAAUGUUUUAAGGAUAAUCGAUGAUGCUCCUGUGAAUGGUGUACAAGUAGAAGGGAUCAAUCUUCCCAAGGAGCACACAGUAACAAAGAAUGGAGACAAAAUUUUGAUUCAAGAAACAGGAGAAGCAACCAAGAACAACAUGAUCGUGUUGGAUUUAUCUUCGAUUAACGGGGGAGCACCGGGAAGAACAAGAGGGAUCGUUCUCGACACGGUGAAGUCCAGUUAACAAAGAAUCCGCUGAAAGCUAAACAUUUAGAUGAUGAUGAUGAUGAUGAUGAUGAUAAUGAUGAACAUUGCUCGUUGUUUUUGUUUCUUAUUACUGAAAGACUGAGCCUUAUGAUUGGCGGUUGAAAGGUUCGCUAGAUAGGCACUGAUGAUGAUGAUUAUUAUGGUUAUGUAUGAAUUUAUGAUUAUGAUAUUCAAGAGAAGACAUGAUGAAAUCAGAUAUUUUGUUCCUUUUAGUGAUCUAAAAUCUU
Messenger RNA from Brassica rapa (field mustard), 1769 nucleotides. RefSeq names its product guanylate kinase 2. The record is from RefSeq and is a predicted model, not a curated record. Gene Ontology annotation, molecular function: protein binding; GMP kinase activity. Lineage: Eukaryota; Viridiplantae; Streptophyta; Magnoliopsida; Brassicales; Brassicaceae. Gene Ontology annotation, biological process: purine nucleotide metabolic process. Gene Ontology annotation, cellular component: cytosol.